Molecule: messenger RNA, 1911 nt
Organism: Anolis carolinensis (green anole)
Lineage: Eukaryota; Metazoa; Chordata; Lepidosauria; Squamata; Anolidae
Product: phospholipase A2 homolog otoconin-22
Exons: 4
Coding region: 1318-1755 (145 amino acids)
Biological process (GO): arachidonate secretion; lipid catabolic process; phospholipid metabolic process
Molecular function (GO): phospholipid binding; calcium ion binding
Source: RefSeq, a predicted model, not a curated record
GAGAUCAAGCAUAAGUUGUGGCAGUGGUUCCCAACCUGUGGUCUGUGGACCACAAGUGGUUCCAAGAACUAAGAUAUGGUCCACAGCCUCACCGUUACAACACCGUUGCAACAAGAGCAACUGGUGUUGUGAAACCCUCAUAUAGUGCCAAGGUAAGGAGGAAGUUGGGAGGGGAGAGGAUGACUACCCACAAAAGGCACGACAACAAGUCUCCUGACUGCUGCUUCUCCUCCUCCCUCCCCUUGAGUGGAGCCAUUCCAUGUGGUUCUUGGUGUCUUUGUUUUUAGGCCUGUUCCUUGGGUUAUUUGGGGCACUGAUUCAGAAAAUUGCAUUGAAUAGACCACAUCAGCUCUAGAUUAUUAAAUAUGGUUUUCUGUGUGCGAGCAGAUGGCAAUUACUGGAUGGUAUGUGUUCUGUAUCAGAAAAUAGAGCUGAUGUGGUCUAUCCAAUGCAGCUUUCUUGGUGUCUUCGUUCAGGGGUUAUUUAGGAUGCUGAUUCAGAAUAUUGCAUUGGAUAGAUCACAUCAGCUCUACAUUAUUAAAUGUGGUUUUCAGUGGGCGAGCAGAAUGCGAGUACUGGAUGGCAUAUGUUCUGUAUCAGAAGCUAGAGCUGAUGUGGUCUAUCCAAUGCAGCUUUCUUGGUGUCUUCGUUCAGAGGUUAUUUGGGAUGCUGAUUCAGAACAUUGCAUUGGAUAGACCACAUCAGCUCUAGAUGAUCAAAUAUGGUUUUCUGUGUGCGAGCAGAUGGCGAUUACUGGAUGGUAUGUGUUCUGUAUCAGAAAAUAGAGCUGAUGUGGUCUAUCCAAUGCAGUUUUCUGAAUCAGCACCCCAAAUAACCAAACUGAAUCUAAAGUUGAUCAAAAACUGAUUUGUAACCCUUUUAUGAAUGUUGGUCCCUGGUCAAAGUGCUCCCUGGUCAAGUGGUUCCUGAUCAAAAAAAGAAGUACAGAGUUAUAAGGACUUGUUUGAGUGUCCCAAAACAAUAACAACCAUUCUAUAUGAAUCCCUUUCCUCUCAAGGGGCUUAAAAAUAAAUCGCAGACCCCACGGCCCACAUCAUCUGAUGGGCAGCAUGCAAAGUCGGAAAAUAAAGUUAAAAACUCCCGGUCUGAUGAGGUUCUUAGAUAAUUAUGGUCCAUUUGCUUUGUUUGCUUUCAGCCAUUGAGUGUAAACAGUUGGAGAAAGAGGUCAUUUUACAGAAAUAUCUGGUGGGGAUUGCUUAUAAAAGGAAGCACUCUGCGUCUGGAAAGGCUGUACCGAACUAUCUUGUCCAAAACUAGACAACAGCCUUUGGGGAUUGCUUUCGUUCACAGGUGGAGAUGAAGAACGUUGUUCUCUUCGUACUGGUUUUGGCCUGCGGGCCGGUUCUUGUGACCGGCGUUGCCUCCCAGUUGAAUGAGAUGAUCCAGCUGAGCACUGUGACCUUCAGCCUGGCCAACUUCACCAAUUACGGAUGCCACUGUGGACCAGGGACUCAAGGGUUUCCCGUGGAUGACAUUGACAGGUGUUGUCAUGGCCAUGACUGUUGCUACAACAAAGCAGAGAUGUUUGGUUGUACUCCUCACCUCCACACGUACAGAUUCUAUGCUCAGAGGGACAAAAUUAAAUGUGUCAAGUCAAGAGACCGCUGCGAGAAGCUCAUCUGUGAAUGUGACCGGAAAGCUGCUAAAUGCUUUGGGAAGCAUAUUUUCACCUACAACCCCCAGUUGAAGAAUCAUCCCAUGGCCAACUGUCAGGCACAACGACCAUUUUGUUGAGUCGCAUUCCUAAAGGCAAAUGGAAUUGGCAUCUCUACCUGCUUCUUCAUCCAUUUAUUCGUAACAUGGACUCCUGAUGCUUACUAUUAUUUCCUUAUUACUGGACAACAUAUGUACAUGCACUAAAGUAGCGUUAAAUAAACUCCGUAGACAGUG